UCCAAGUUACGGCGCGGGCGCAAGCGGUCACUGCCAAGAGCUGUCAGUAGCCAUGGAGUCGUGGACGUUGCUGGUCGUGCUUCUCGCGGCCUCGGGGGCCCUGGCCACUCCGUUUAUCAACAAACUCGCUCCGGGACAAGAAUACCCGGCGAAAAACAGUGUUCGACAGCCAUCUAACACAGAAGAUGCAUUAACUUAUCAAGCUCAACCAUCUGUAUCAGAAAUAACAAGCACCAUUGCUGAGCCUGUAGGCUCCAUAGUUGACAAAGUUGACGAAACACCCGUGAAACCUGAAGUCGAACCUGUAGCAGCAGAUCCAGCUAUUAAACCUGAUGAUGUAAACUCCAUUGUACAAAAACCGGAAAAUUCUGUAUUAGAAAUAACAAGCACCAUUGCUGAGCCUGUUGGCUCCAUAGUUGACAAAGUUCAUGAAACACCCGUGAAACCAGAAGUCGAACCCGUAGCCGCAGAACCAGCUAUUAAACCUGAUGCUGUAAACCCCAUUGAAGAAAAACCGGAAAAUUCUGAUUUACCCAAUGAAGCUUCUAUCAAAUUAGAUAGCCCAAACGAAUCUGAACCUACAAAAACAGAGUCACAAGAAGCUGCAGUUGCACCCGCAGAUCCCGUGAUAGAAGAGCAACCAGCAGUUUUAAUACCGAAGAUAGGUGAUGUGACAAAGAAUGAAGUCAGAGUCGACUAUACUGGAGCUCAGGUGUGGAAAAUCAGUACAAACAGGACUGGAGUUCGUGGUAUUAUAACGAGACUUAGACGUAGAAACCUGCUCUCAACAUGGGGAGGCGAUCACUCGUCCGCCGACGUAGUUGUCCGGCAAGACGCAAUAGAUGAGGUGACGAGGAUUUUCAAGCGGGAAAACAUCUCGUAUGUUGUCAUCAUUGAGGAUUUACAGAAGAGAAUCGAUGAAGAGAACCCGCCUCUUAGCCCUGAGGAGAUGGAGCUUCACGAUAGAAGAGGACAUCGCAUGACCUGGAAACAGUAUCACAGGCUGGAGGACAUUCACGGAUUUAUGGAAUAUCUAGCUAAAACGUAUCCGACUCUGAUUAGCACGAAGUCAAUCGGAAAAUCUCAUGAAGGUCGUGAUUUGAAGGUGUUAAGAAUAUCCGACGGCAAGCCAACAAACAAGGCGGUGUUUAUCGAUGGCGGUAUUCACGCCCGGGAGUGGAUCAGUCCGGCGACCGUCACCUAUUUCAUCAACCAGUUCGCGGAGAACUUCGAUGAGGAGUCGGAUGACAUCAAAAACACAGACUGGUAUUUCUUGCCCGUGGUGAACCCUGAUGGCUACGAGUAUACGCACACAACCGAUCGGCUGUGGCGGAAGAACAGGAAACAGAGCAUCGGGGCUAGAGUGUGCUCGGGCACAGAUCUCAACAGGAACUUCGGAUACCGAUGGGGAGGCAAAGGAGCUUCCAGUAACCCCUGCAGCGAAACCUUCCGCGGCAGAACUGCCUUCUCGGAACCGGAAUCUAAGGCCCUCUCUGAUUUCAUCAAAGCCAGUGGUGCCAACUUCUCGGCAUACCUGACAUACCACAGUUACGGUCAGUACCUGCUGUACCCCUGGGGCUAUGACAAUGUGGUGCCGCCAGACUACAAGGAUCUUGAAGAAGUCGGCAAAACUAUUGCUAAGGCUAUUGAAGAAACCGGUGGUUCCAAAUACUCAGUAGGAUCGUCCAGCGGCCUCCUGUACCCAGCCUCCGGGGGCUCCGACGACUGGGCCAAGGCCCAAGGCAUUAAGUACAGUUACACUGUUGAACUGAGCGACACCGGUCGCUAUGGUUUCAUCUUGCCCACAUCAUAUAUUGAUUCUGUGGCAAAGGAGUCUUUAGCAGGACUUCGGGCACUCAUGAAGAUCAUUCAUCAUGGUUAAUGUUGCAUUUAAUAAAAUGAGAAUUUAUUAUUAUUUAAGAACAGACGAGUAUGCCAUAGAAAAAUAAGAAAAUUUUAAAAUAGGCAAAUUUUACAAAGCUUGCUUGUGUAAGUGACAAAUUGUACAAGAUACUUAGGCAGUAUUUAAUUAUUUAUUUUUAAUUGUUAGAUAUAAGUAAAAGUGACUUCAAUAAAUUAUUAGAGAUUAUUUAAAAAAACUUACCUUAUG
Messenger RNA from Leguminivora glycinivorella, 2110 nucleotides. RefSeq names its product carboxypeptidase A1-like (gene Mf-cpa). The transcript is spliced from 10 exons. The coding region runs from base 53 to 1882 and encodes 609 amino acids. Lineage: Eukaryota; Metazoa; Arthropoda; Insecta; Lepidoptera; Tortricidae. The record is from RefSeq and is a predicted model, not a curated record. Gene Ontology annotation, molecular function: metallocarboxypeptidase activity; zinc ion binding. Gene Ontology annotation, biological process: proteolysis.